UCCGAUACGUGUAAAAUAUUUCUCUACAACAGCAGAACUACAAAAAAGUUAACUAAACACUUUUGAGACGAAGCAAAGAGCACUAUUCCGGAAAGCCACGAAAUGGGUCCGACGCCAGUUAGAAUCCGUGGCAGAAAAGGGAAUCGCUCAAUCGUCUCCAGUUGGCAGUCACAAAUCUCCCCACCCGCAAAGGCCGCCAAAGCUUCUACCUCACAGUCCGCCAAACACCCAAGACCCAGCAAACAUUAUGUCAAAUCCACGCCUACCUUGCAAGGAUUGCCUCCGGAGAUCCUGGAUAUUAUUUUCCUCGAGAGUAUGAACAUCUCAUUGCCGCGUGCUUCGCCGGACCUGGGACGAAAGUUAUCCUCAAAAACUACAUGUAUGGAAUUCGCCAUGCGAUGCUUUUUUGAGACAGUUGAUCUCAAUAAAGAGUUUGAAGGGUAUGUUGAGGAUUGGCCUGCGGACCCUGUACUCCAAUCGCAACUUCUCGCGUCUCGAUUCUUCACCUGGGAAUUUUUCGUGGAAUAUUUUCAGAAAAGUCACGGCGUUGUUUUCAGACUAUUCGACCACAUUAGGCAUGCAAGUAGUCACGACGUCCUACCGAAUUUCCAAGAUCUGUUCACCGUUGACGACCCUCAUCCAAGGUGUAUCAAGAGGGCAACUUCCCCUAUCGGCCUAGGGUCAUUCAGCUAUGAUGUCCUAAUCCCCGAGAAACUGCUUCAUGGUCCGUGGACGCCUGACAAGACUAAGCUGCUUUACGUACUGGUAACGCUGGAGUGCACAAUUGACUGGAACGGGAGUACAGCUGGCGAGACUGCCAAAGAAGGGCUACUGGAAGCAAUAGCUGAGGGCGACGAACGAGCGGUCGCUGCGUUGUCCGUUUUGCUGCUGGUUGAUGGUCCCCUGAAUACCGACUACUUGCGCUACGCGGUGACUGAAUGUGGCUGCAACUUCACGAUCUUGAGACCUCUGCUUUGCAGUGAACUCAUCUCCCGCACGGUAGCCAAAGGGGCGAUGGACCUGUAUGACCCGACAAUCUGGCGGUGGGCCGACUGUGAAGGCGCUGAGAACGGCAAGGGAACGUUCCUCAAGAAGAUAUUGAGUAUGGCAGAUGACCGCUCCGGGUACUUUUCUGGGUACGUGUCGGAUCUUGAAGGCUGGCCAGGAAGAACGGAGCUACCAGAGUUCGAGAAGUUCAUACCGCUACCCUACUUCUACUGA
Molecule: messenger RNA, 1221 nt
Organism: Westerdykella ornata
Lineage: Eukaryota; Fungi; Ascomycota; Dothideomycetes; Pleosporales; Sporormiaceae
Exons: 2
Coding region: 103-1221 (372 amino acids)
Source: RefSeq, a predicted model, not a curated record